UCAAACAUUCGAAGACCGUAUUAGUUUAAUUAAGGCCAAUGAAGGAAACAAUUGCCAGCUAUGCAGACAGGCUGUGGUUGGGUCAGAAGAGCACCUGGAAAAAAAGCAUUUUCAAUAUGCUGUGCACUUUAAAGAUGGUGAUUUUGGUGAGCAUAUAUUGGUUUUGUAACAUAUUUUAUUCACUAAACCAUUAGUUUCAUUAUACACUACUAUUUUCUUUAUGUGCUUCCUAACAGUUCUGUUCACUGUACCAUGCUUUUGUGACAAAAUUGACAAAUUAAAAAGAAGUCACUGGCAUUGCUUUAAGUGUGACAGGAUUUUACAAAGGCGAAAUGCAUUUGAAGAUCAUCUGCAGAAACAUGGUAGGAAUUAAUUAUUAUAUUACAUGAUUAUUAAUCAUGCUAUUGCCAAACACAUAACCUAUUAAAAUUACUGUUAUCCCUGACUUAAUAUACUUGUUUUGCAGGUUGCAUGGUAACACCAUUCAAAGACCUGCAAAAGAAAAGUGAGCCAAAGAAAAAUGAAAAUGCAGCGAGUGCUCCUGUUGGUGAGCAGAGCUUUAUGUGUUGCCACUGCUCAUCCUCUUUUACUACAGCAGGGAGUCUUCGUAGACAUGAAAAUGAGUUUCAUGCAACAACCGAUCCUGUUUACUGUGUUGAUGUGCAGCAAGGUGUCUUCAUCACAGCCAAAAAUAGUAGAGGCCAAAGAGUCCCAAUACAUAUGCAGAAAAGCACCACCUCUCAAGUCAUUGCCUGUGAAGUAGCAGAGUGCCGGGAGUUCAUGACUCUGGCUAAACUUAGUGGAAAGCCUGGUGCAGAGUGUGAGCAUUUAAUCAGAGUUUCUUCUGCUCCACCAUACAUUCCUCCUGAGCCUGUUAGAGAAGAAACUUUGAAGACGAUGCAGGAAAAAGGACUGAUGUCCACCACCAGAAUGACGGAGUGCACUGAACUUAACAGUUUAGCGUCAUCAGAGGGAAUCUGCUCUGUUUUUCCUAUUUUCUUUGAGAAACAUGGAUAUUCUGGCCGAUUUGUUUACUUUUCCAUUUAUUCAGGAAAGAAAGAAAGAUGGUGCCUCUUUGGGCGGACAAGAGUGUCCUUUGACAAAUUGUUGGGAGACUGGUAUUGCCUUUGUAAAAGCACAAAGAAACAGUAUCGAUGCGUCCAUAUCUAUAUGGCAAUGUGGUGGCUCUUCCAAGAAAGAGAAGAUUUAUUAAUUGAGUCUUCCAGAGCAGACAGUAACUUGUCAGGGGGCCCCUCUGAAAACGAAGAGAUUGAACUUGGUGUUGAAGGUGAAGGACUAAAGAAGCACCAAUUAGUUGCAAUGACCAACUAUCUCUGGGAAAACAAAAGAAUACCAGAAGUGUUGCCACAGAAAUUAAGGACUCAGGCAAGUCAGGUCCCGAUAAGGUUUGAGCCCACAGAGGAAACAUGUCCUUAUUGCCCUGGGCCCACCCCACCAGGUCUUACAGAACCAGUGGUUGCAACAAAGAAUGCGUCAGUCUACGACAUAGAUUCAGUGAAGAAAGGUUUGUACAUUAGAUUAAAAAUGAAAACAUUUGCAAAUGUGUGA
This is a messenger RNA of Rhinichthys klamathensis goyatoka, 1569 nucleotides long. RefSeq lists its product as uncharacterized. The transcript has 2 exons. The record is from RefSeq and is a predicted model, not a curated record. Lineage: Eukaryota; Metazoa; Chordata; Actinopteri; Cypriniformes; Leuciscidae. The coding region runs from base 472 to 1569 and encodes 365 amino acids.